Messenger RNA from Spirodela intermedia, 11485 nucleotides. Lineage: Eukaryota; Viridiplantae; Streptophyta; Magnoliopsida; Alismatales; Araceae. The record is from the annotation of a GenBank genome assembly.
AUGACGUCAGUGUCCGGCGAACGCGAAUCAGGUAGAAACAGAGUUCCGCCCGGCGAUUCUUACGUAAGCAAUUAUAGACGACUUAAUUAAUCAAAUUAAGAUCUGUAAAAGCCGAAAGAAUCGUAAUUGAACGAAGUAUAGUUUGGUAAAUUAAAAUCACACAAAGUAUCACUAAAUAAAGCGUAAAUUAAACUGAAAGUAGGAAAAUAGAGUUCCGGCGUCACGAUGGCGAUGCGUCGGCAAUGCACCGGAAUCUUGAGCGUUCGGGAGGAUCGUCGUGUAGUGUCCACGGCCUUGAAGGCUCUCCUUGGACAAAGACGACGUGGGCAAUCUCUAGAUCUUCUCGCGAAGUCUAGAGAUCAAUGAAGUGGGUCGUCGAAUCGUCUCCAGCGGCUGUCACCCGGCGGAGCGGAAAAAUGGCGACUUUGCAGCUCUCUGGCGGCUGUCACCCGACGGAGAGGAGCUAGAUAGAGGUGGGGCGUGUGUUAGGGAGCUUCAUCCUCAGGUCUGCGCAGCAAGAGGAGGCUCUUCAUCGCAUCUGGUACGCUCUCAAGAGGUGGCGUCUGGUCUCCCGGUGGAUCGUCCUCUUCUCGACGACGGCUUGUUUGUCGAUCAAUCAGAGAUGAUUUACUCAAUGGAUUCACGAUCCUUUUAUCGCGAAUCGUUCAGCAAUUUUAGUAGCAAUGCUCCGCAAAUCGCAUUGACGAGGUUUUCGCCGAUGAUCCAAAGAUUCUCGUUGCUUAAUCCUUCACUGGCGAUCUGCAGGAAAGUCACGAUAAUCAAAUAAAAAUAUAUGAAUUUUGACUCUAGAAGGAUUCGAACCCGCGCCGGUCGCCCGCCUCUUCUGAGGAAGGUGUGACGGCGGUUUAGUCCCACAUCGGUUGUAGCUGAUUUUUGGGGUGAAUAUAUAGUAAUGUUAGGUUUCUAAGCAAAGUCCCUUCUCUCGCGUGUAUGACCACUCCUUGCCCCACAGCUGGCUGGCCACUGGUGACGUGGAAGGGGAGUGGCGUACGCGUGCCCUGUCGGUCCCCAAGCCAAGCCGCUCGAGCUCCUACUCGUGGCUUACUCCUCGACUGCGCUUCCGACCCACUUGCCGGCACGACUGGCCGGCAGGUCCCCCCAUUUUUGUAAUAUUUUUAUUUUUAUUUCUUGUUCUUUAUUUAUCUCAAAAGUAAGACUGUAAAAAUCGUAUAAAAUCACAUAAUUACCCAAAAAUUCACAUUAAUCAAUUAAAAACCAAAAAUCAUUCUUUAACACAAAUAUAAGUUUAUUUAUCAUGAGUUAAGCCUAAAACUAUAUUAUUUACUAAUUAUUAACUCAUGAUAAUGAAGACUUAUCAACGAUCUGCCAAGAGAUGAGUCACCACCUCUUGAAAGCAUAUCGGAUGCAAUGAGGAGCCUCCUCUUGCUACGUGGACUUCAAGAUGAAGCUCUCUAACACACGUCCCACCUUCAUCCAGCUCCUCUUUGUCAGGUGAUAGCCAUCGGAGAGCUGCAAAGUCAUUGAUUUUCUACUCCACUAGGUGAUUGCCACCGAAGACGAUUUGACAACCCAUUUCAUUGAUCUCUAAAUUUUGUAAGGAGAUUUAGAGAUUGCCCACAUCAUCCUUGUCCAAGGAGAGCCUUCAAGAUUAUAGAGACUACAUGAUGAUCCUCCCAAACGCUUAAGAUUUUGAUGCAUCACUAACGUAUUGUCACAGCAAUGUCGGAACUUUGUUUUUCUACUUUUAACUUAAUUUUUACUUUAUUUAGUGAUAAUUUAUUGAUUUUAAAUUUACCAAGCUAUACUUCAUUCAAUUACGAUUCUUCUUACAAAUCUUAAUUUGAUCAAUUAAGUUGUUUGUAAUUGCUUAUAUAAGAAUCACCGGACAAAACUAUAUUUCCGUCCAAUUCGUGUUUGCCAGGCACGAACGUCAUCCUAAUGUCUACACCCUUAUUUUUCUUUUUCGUAAAUUUUAAAUAUAUUUUAUUUUCCUUUUCUAGUGUAAACUUCAUAGAAAAUAGUAUUCCUUGAGAAACAUUAUGAAUGAUUACCUGAUAUUAUAUUACAUCCAUAUGAUCAACUUGAAAAAUUAUCACUAUUUUUAGAAGUUAUAUUGAAUUAUAAUUGAUAUAUUUGUUCAGAAAUAUUUUUAAAUAUCUAAAAGUUUGUAUUUUUUAAUUUUAUAAAUUUUAAAAUUGUGUGAUUUACUAUUCAAUGACUAAGUCACAUCACAUCACUUUCUAACAAGAUAUGGCUAUAGAUCCUAAUUGAAUUUUUGGAUCAAGUCAUAAUUAGAUAGAAAUAUUGCAAUAGAUAUAAUGUAUAUUCCUAAACACCCUAACUCAGCCUAUUCAAAUCUGAAUCUUUGAAAUCUCUCAACUUCUUGAACAACUAUGUGAAUGCUUCUUGCUAGGAGACUCCACCAACCCCAUUCAAUGUAAAUGAUCCUAAGUCUACAUGAUGAUUCCACAAGAUGACCCAACCAGAUUUUUGUGGAUAAGCCCAAAGGGAACCAUUCAGUCUUCACAACAAAAAGAUCCAUCUAAGCUGUUGUGUUGUACCUCUUCCUUGACAGAAGGUUCACUAUAGUGAAUGGCAUUGGUGGAGUCCCACAGCAAGAAAGCUUUUGCAGAGUCAUUCAAGAAGGUGAGAGAUUUGAAUGGCUUUAUAGGCUGAGUCACGGUCUUAGAGAACCUUCAGGGUAUAUGUGGCAAUCUUUCCAGCUAGGUGUGAUUAGCCUUCUCUGAAAAGUGUAAACACAUUGCCAUCACAUUACCUUCCGAGAUCACAAGGAAUUUAGAAGGAAAGAUCAUGCCUAUGUUAAAUUCGACAUGCUGUCAUAUUUUUACAUUGCUGGAGAUCUCUGCUCCUAGAGGCAAGGACGACAUGAUCAUGAAAAUUAAGGAGACUGAAGCAUUCUUUGCUUUCCUUGCAGACUUGCCGACCAAAACAGAGGUGGCUAGGUGACAAGGCUAGGGCCUAUGCAGCUCAGUUAUGAUGCCUUUAACAUUGUUCAAUAGUGAUAGCAUUUCUUUUCUGGCUUGGAAUUUCAUGUUGAUAUUUGAAGUAAAUAUGAGUGACACAGUGAUAUAUCUGUAGGUUGAGAUGAGUUAAGAUGUGCACAUGUAGAGUCAAAGAGGAAUUUCUGCAUUAUUAAAGAGGUGCUCUUGAUUAUAGAAGUACUGAUUUAUUCUGUCCUAGUUUCCCCAUUCGAGGUAGGAUUUUGGAGGUAAAUAUAGUGUGCUUACUGAUGUGUUGUUUUCUCUUCGAUAAACUUUUUGGCUUGUCCCCAUUGGAUGUAUCUAUUGUUGACAUAAAGAUCAGUAUUGUUUCAACACUAUUUUGCUAGAUCAUUUCCUUAAGAUCAGUUAUUUUUAGUGGGUUGCUCCUCAAACACAUUGUGGAGUUGGCACUUGCGAUGAUAGCACUUUGGAUUUCACUCAAUUAAAAAAGUUUCUUAUUUCUUUACUGUAUGAUUCUAUCAUCUGUCUUCUUGAUCAUGCAUAUAGUUGAAACAAAAAGAAUCAUUUUUUUUGUAAUCUUGUACAAAAUCUUCUUCAAAUAAGAGGGGUAAAAGAAAUUUAUUGUGAGGCAAAAUUAACUCAUUGAGAGCCUUUUCCUUCCCUCCCUCCCACCCUCUCUAUCUUUGUCUCUCAUGUCUCACCUUGUAUUUAUAGAUAAUUUUAUUCUUAUAAUAUACUUUUCAAACUGUCAAUAUGAGUGAACCCAAUGAAAAUAUUCUCUCUAUUUGUCUAUGUCGAUUUGUAGCUCUCUCUCUCUCUCUCUCUCUCUCUCUCCUUCUCUCCCUCCCUCACUCCCUCAUCUCUCUAUAUAUUUAUGCAGCUUACAUUACAACAUAUUAUACUAAGUCUGGUACAUCAAUUGAGUAUUUAUUUACUAUUUUCUCUUUGACAUGCUUUGAGGGUGGGUACACAUAAUUAACCAAGCCUCAUGAUGAUGUAAAAUGGUAGCAUUUACUUAAUAAAUGUUCACACCCUACAUUUACCCAAAUUAAUUAUUGGGAACUGAAUUAUUAUUGUAUAAUUUCCAUACUUCACAAAGAAUAUUCAACCAUUUUAUUUUACCAUAAGGGGCCGAAAUCAACUUUUUCAUUGAUUUUGUGUUAUAUAUGUUGACCUUUUUGUUAAAGAACUGAUAAACCAAGUUCUGGAAUUGAUGACACAGCUAACACACAUGAACAACAAAUCAAUCAAAUAUUGAGUCAAAUUAUAACGGUGAUUGAACAUCCAAUGGUGAAAGCAUUUUGACAUGGAAUAGCAUAAAUAAUUUGUUUCGUAUACUCAAUUGUGUACAUAAUAGAGGGGGAGGGUUAGAGAAAACAAGUCAAUAAAACAUGCCCCCAUGGGUGUGGUUUUAAUUACACUACAGGUUGUUUGUUUGCAAUAGAUGUCAAUACAUUUGCCUAGGAUCCAAGCAAUACUGGUUCUAAACCCAUGUCAACAAAGUCAAGUCACAUAUUUGCAAGUGGACUACACACCGGUUUCAAUACAUUUCCUCUCUCACUUGCUCACUCUGUCCCCCUCUCUCUUGCUCAGUUUCUCACACUCUUUCUCUCUCCCUGCCCUCCUGUUGCUUGCUCGCUAUCUCUUUCACUCUCCUCCUCUCUUGCUUGGUUGGUCUCUGUGGUUGGAAAUCGUUGAUGUGUGACUCAGUUAAUUGUACACAGUCCUUGGUAGGUUCAGAAGCUGACACGCACUGUCCCAUCUAGUAAAGCCCACAGUCCCACAGGCCAAUGAUGACCAUGUCAUAAAAUCCAGUGCCCUGAUUCUGGAAACUGCAGUCCAUGGUGGCAAGUAACUUGAAGACCUCUUUUAAGAAACCAAUAAUAGAAGAAAAAUCAUAUUUAGUGACAUAAAUGUAUCUUAGUGUCUUGAAGUUCUGGUAGGACACUACAUUUGUAAUUUGAGGCAAUCUCUUCUCUAUGAGAACAUCCGAUAUCCCUUCUCUUUCUAUCUAUAUGUUUAUCUCUGUGUUGGGUCUCUAGAUUCGUGUGCACACAGUACCAAGUAGUUAAUAUACGUCCUCUCUCCAUCCUCCUUUUUUCUCUACAUCCAUUUGAACACCAUACAUUAGCAACAUUGCUACGCUCUCUCUCUUCCCCUCUCCUAGUAUUGUCUCCGUAUUUGCUCACUGAUAAGUCUUCAUUAUCAUGAGUUAAUAAUUAGUAAAUAAUAUAGUUUUAGCCUUAACUCAUGAUAAAUAGACUUAUAUUUGUGUUAAAGAAUGAUUUUUGGUUUUCAAUUGAUUAACGUGAAUUUUUGGGUAAUUAUGUGAUUUUAUACGAUUUUUACGGUCUUACUUUUGAGAUAAAUAAAGAACAAGAAAUAAAAAUAAAAAUAUUGCAAAAAUGAGGGGACCCGCCGUGCCCGCGAGCGGGUCGGAAGCAUAGUCGGGGAGUAAGCCGUGAGUAGGGGCUCGAGCGGCUUGGCUUUGGGACCGACAGGCACGCGUACGCCACUCCCCUUCCAUGUCACCGGUGGCCAGCCGGCUGUGGCACAAGGAGUGGUCGUACAUGCGAAAGAAGGGACUUUGCUCACAAAGCUAACAUUACUAUAUAUUCGCCCGAAAACUCGGCGUACAACCGAUGUGGGACUAAACCCACACCUUCCUCAAAAGAGGCGGGGGCGACCGGCACGGGUUCAAAUCCUCCUAGAGUCAAAAUUUAUAUAUUUUUAUCUGAUUAUUGCGACUUUCUUGCAGAUCGCCGGUGAAGGAUUAAGCAACGAGAAUCGCUGGAUCAUCGGCGAAAAUCUCGUCAACGUGAUUCGCAAAGCAUUGCUACUAAAAUUGCUGAACGAUUCGCGAUAAAAGGAUCGCGAAUCCAUCGAGUAAAUCAUCUCUGAUUGAUCGACGAACAAGCCGUCGUCGGGAAGAGGACGAUCCACCGGGAGACGUCGCCACCUCCUGAGAGCGUACCAGAUGCGAUGAAGAGCCUCCUCUUGCUGCACAGACCUGAGGAUGAAGCUCCCUAACACACGCCCCACCUCCAUCCAGCUCCUCUCCCUCGGGUGACAGCCGCCGGAGAGCCGCAAAGUCGCCGUUUUUUCCGCUCCGUCGGGUGACAGCCGCUGGAGACGAUUCGACGACCCACUUCAUUGAUCUCUAGACUUCGCGAGAAGAUCUAGAGAUUGCCCACGUCGUCUUUGUCCAAGGAGAGCCUUCGAGGCUGUGGACACUGCACGACGAUCCUCCCAAACGCUCAGGAUUCCGGUGCAUCGCCGACGCAUCGCCGCCGCGACGCUGGAACUCUAUUUUCCUGCUUUCAAUUUAAUUUACGCUUUAUUUAGUGAUACUUUGUGUGAUUUUAAUUUACCAAACUAUACUUCGUUAAAUUACGAUUCUUCCGGCUUUUACAGAUCUCAAUUUGAUUAAUUAAAUCGUCUGUAAUCGCUUACGUAAGAAUCGACGGGCAGAACUCUGUUUCCGCCUGAUUCGCGUUCGCCGGGCGCUGACGUCAUCCUGACGCCCGCACCCUUAUUUCCUUUUUUUUUCGUGAAUUUUAAAUAUAUUUCCUUUUUAUUUCUUAGUAUAAAAUUCGUAAGAAAAUCGUAUUCAUUGAGAAAAAUUCUGAAUAAUUACCAGAUAUUAUAUUACAUCCCUGUAAUCGACCUGGAAAAUUACCGCUAUUUUUGGAAUUUUUAUUGAGUUAUAAUUGAUAUAUUUAUUUUGAAAUACUUCUAAAUAUCUGAAAAUUCGUAUUUUCUAGUUUUAUAAAUUUUAUAUUUGCGUGAUUUAACAUACAACGACUGAGUCACGUCACUCACAUAUGAUCACUAGCAUUUUACUCUCCCUCUCCCAAUGUUUUGUAUCCAUGCUUGAAGCUUGUUCAAAUUAUUUUACUCAGAUCUAUUCAAUAGAAAAAAGUAUUUAAGAGUGAAGUAGACUUCAUGAUUGGUAUAUUAACACUUCAAUUAUCUAAUUGAGGUAAACAUUCAUUUGAAAUGAAACUGCAACCUAAUGAGCUAAUAGCAAAGUUUAAGGAACAGCUUAUAACUAAGAUAUUUAGACACUAUGAUGGGUAAAGAUAAUUAAUUGAUAUUUUCAUUUUAAUGGGAUGAGCAUUAUACUAUGAUAGCAUGAUUACAAUCUACUUAUCAUGCUCAAAGUAAUCAAGUGCACCUAAACAAAUGAGUAUGUUUAUAAACCCAAUGAGAAAAAUGCAUGUAAACAAAUGUCUCUUUAUCAACUUAGUUGAGUGAUGAACUUGAAUUAGAGGUUAAAUAGAUCAUCAUGAUGCAACCAAGUUCAUGUAAAUAAUAUUUAUAAAACUUCACUCUUCUAUUUAGGAUAAUUAAGGGUUGAUCUUUAGGGAGCAUGGGUAAUGAGAGUAAGAAUUCUACUUAUAUUAUUUCUUAUAUACAUAUACAUAUACUUGAGAUUGUGAAGGGCAGAAUUAAAUGUAAAAGAGUGAAGACAAGAGUUAUGAAAAAUGUGACAAAGGAGAGAAAAUAAAUCUAAUGUAAUGAAAUGAUAGAAUAAAUGGUAAAAUUAGUUCGAACUAAGAGUUAAUCCAUGGAGAGGAUUACAAGGACGUAACAAAUCUAGAUCUUGCACAAACCUUCCAACCAAUGUUUAAUCUGUGAUGAUCUUGAUGCACUCAAGGUAAUCUCUUCUUCACAAUGAUCUUGGGCAUGAGAAUGUCAUUGACUAGACCCUGAUUUUCCUCCUAUUUCCUUCGGCUAGCCACUACUAGAGAGAGAGUCAAAAAGCACCUUUUAAGUGAGAUGCGUUAAUCCUCUUGAGAGUUAGGCCCCUCUAAUGGAUGGUUAUGAUUAAUAAUUGACUCUCUUGGUGGUAUUCUAAUCCUUCUCUAUGAGAGUGGUAUUCUAAUCCUUCUCUUAAUCUCAUCUUAAGGUGUCCUAAGACGGGUGGCCUUGAUCUCAUCUCUUGAUAGCCUUUUUAAGUCCAAAUAAGCUAGGUCAAAAUGAUGCCCUCUCUUAGGCCCAUAAAGAUAUUAGGCAAGCCCUCUCCAUAAGACUUGAGCUUUCCCUUGAACUGAAGACUUGGACUUCUUCUAUUAUUUCAACUUAUAAUAAGAGCUCACUUAAGUUUUUACAAUCUAAUAAUUAUCAAAAAAAUGUGAGAGAAUCACUACUUGACUUUAUAAAAGUCAAGUGGGUUUACUCUCAUAAUAUAAAUAAAAUAAUAAAAUAAUAUAUAUUUGGACUUAAAUGAUAAAACAUUAUGAAUGUCAUAAUGAGUCAGUAACAUAUGUAUAAUUGUAUUCUCUACCUAUUGAUUAGCAUCUAUAGGUAAGAUAUUAAUACAUAGAUGCAACUACCAAUUUAUAAUUAUCAUUGAGCCUUAAAAAAAUUGAGUGAGAUGGUUCACAUUAUAUUGAAGUCAUUUAAUUUUAAAAUUAUCAGCUUUGACAAAUUUACUUGUAUACAUUAGAAUUUUAAAUUUUUUUGUAAAUUUUAAUUAUUUUUAAUCUCUUUGUAAAAUUUUAAAAGAGUUAGAAAAGUUUUUCAAGACCUUUUACGUAGUCUCCAACUCUCUUUGUCUCUCUCUUCUAUCUCUUGCACUUGGCUGGUCUUCAUCUAAACUACCCAUUUUCUUGGCUGGUUGGUCCUAGAAAAGUUGUAAUGCAUUGUGGGACCUAAUAGUAGAUGUGCACUGGGAUAUAAUAGGAUAGAGUUCAUAAAAUAGGGGCUUACCAAGUCAAAUUUUGAGAAAUGAUUUCAAGAUGUCAACGUAAAAUUACAUACAUAAUAUUUUCUCUCAAUGACUCUUCUGUGGAGAAAAUAUGUCUUCUCUAGCGAAUGACAUUGUGUUUCCAUAACUACGUGGUCUCACUUUCUCAACACGCAAUUAUAGGUACCAAACUCAAAAAUCAUCAAUUAGGAAAUCAUCCAUUGCUAAUUAUUUUGAUUCUUCUCAGUCCUCUUAAGAAUUAACAACAAAAGAUAGUGAAAAUGAUGCAUCAGAAAACCAACAUUUUUAACAAAAAACCUCAACUCACCUUCUGGCUAUCCUUUCAACAAGGCCAAUCGGCAUGCCAAAGGACCAGGUGAAGCUGCCACUUCUGGUCACCAACUGACGUGACUCAGUCGUUGUAUAUUAAAUCACGCAAAUAUAAAAUUUAUAAAACUAGAAAGUACGAAUUUUCGGAUAUUUAGAAGUAUUUCUAAAUAAAUAUAUCAAUUAUAAUUCAAUACAAAUCCCAAAAAUAGCAGUAAUUUUCCAGGUCGAUUACAGGGAUGUAAUAUAAUAUCUGGUAAUUAUUCAGAAUUUUUCUCAAUGAGUACGAUUUUCUUACAAAUUUUAUACUAGGAAAUAAAAAGGAAAUAUAUUUAAAAUUCACAAAAAAAGAGGAAAUAAGGGUGCGGACGUCAGGAUGACGUCAGCGCCCGGCGAACGCGAAUCAGGCGGAAACAGAGUUCCGCCCGGCGAUUCUUACGUAGGCGAUUACAGACGACUCAAUUAAUCAAAUUAAGAUCUGUAAAAGCCGGAAGAACCGUAGUUGAACGAAGUAUAGUUUGGUAAAUAAAAAUCAACAAAGUAUCACUAAAUGAAGCGUAAAUUAAAUUGAAAGCAGGAAAACAGAGUUCCGGCGUCGCGACGGCGAUGCGUCGGCGAUGCACCGGAAUCCUGAGCGUUCGGGAGGAUUGUCGUGCAGUGUCCACAGCCUCGAAGGCUCUCCUUGGACAAAGACGACGUGGGAAAUCUCUAGAUAAAGCAGGAAAACAGAGUUCCGGCGUCGCGACGGCGAUGCGUCGGUGAUGCACCGGAAUCCUGAGCGUUCGGGAGGGUCGUCGUGCAGUGUCCACGGCCUCGAAGGCUCUCCUUGGACAAAGACGACGUGGGCAAUCUCUAGAUAAAGCAGGAAAGCAGAGUUCCGGCGUCGCGACGGCGACGCGUCGGCGAUGCACCGGAAUCCUGAGCGUUCGGGAGGGUCGUCGUGCAGUGUCCACGGCCUCGAAGGCUCUCCUUGGACAAAGACGACUUGGGCAAUCUCUAGAUCUUCUCGCGAAGUCUAGAGACCAAUGAAGUGGGUCGUCGAAUCGUCUCCGGCGGCUGUCACCCGGCGGAGCGGAAAAACGGCGACUUUGCGGCUCUCCGGCGGCUGUCACCCGGCGGAGAGGGGCUGGAUGGAGGUGAGGCGCGUGUUAGGGAGCUUCAUCCUCAGGUCCGCGCAGCAAGAGGAGGCUCUUCAUCGCAUCUGGUACGCUCUCAGGAGGUGGCGACUGGUCUCCCGGCGGAUCGUCCUCUUCCCGACGACGGCUUGUUCGUCGAUCAAUCGGAGAUGAUUUACUUGAUGGAUUGCGAUCCUUUUAUCGCGAAUCGUUCAGAAAUUUUAGUAGCAAUGCUCCGCGAAUCGCGUUGACGAGAUUUUCGCCGAUGAUCCAGCGAUUCCGGUUGCUUAAUCCUUCACCGGCGAUCUGCAGGAAAGUCGCGAUAAUCAGUUAAAAAUAUAUGAAUUUUGACUCUGGGAGGAUUCGAACCCGCGGCGGUCGCCGGUGCCUUACAAGGUGAAUUUAGUCCCACAUCGGUUGUGCGUGGAUUAUUGGGGCGAAUAUAUAGUAAAGUUAGCUUUCUUGGCAAAGUCCUCUCGCGUGUACGACCACUCCUUGCCCCACAGCCGGCUGACCACCGGUGACGUGGAAGGGGAGUGGCACACACGUGCCCCUAUCGAUCCAAGCAAGCCACUCGAGCCCCUGCUCGCGGCUACUCCCCGACUGCGCUUCCGACCCGCUUGCGGGCCCGGCUGGCCGACGUAUCUCCCCAUUUUGCAAUAUUUUUAUUUUUAUUUCUUGUUCUUCAUUUAUCUCAAAACUAAGACUGUAAAAAUCGUAUAAAAUCACAUAAUUACCCAAAAAUUCACGUUCAUCAACUGAAAACCACUUUUCAUGCUUUAACACAAAUAUAAGUCUAUUUAUCAUGAGUUAAGGCUAAAAUUAUAUUAUUUACUAAUUAUUAACUCAUGAUAAUGAAGACUUAUCACCAACCCCCCAGUCCUCAUGCGAUGCUGCCAUGGGAAGCUGCCUGGUGCAAAUAGGUCUAUUGAUAAAGAAAAAAGCAAGUCAGUGAUACCUACCAUUCUAACAUGUAGACAUGCAGAUGAGUCUUGACAGCUACUAACAACCAAGAAAGAGUCCAGCACCACUAGUGCUUUGAGUCAAACCUUUCUAUUUCAUUGGUACUAAUUGUUCUACACAAUUCUCCCUAUUUAAGGCAGUUGUCAUUCAGUGCUGAAAUCAAGGGGGUGGAUAUGGAGCUGAUGGUCAAGUUGGUGGAUGCGCAAUAAUCUCAUCCGAUCCAACAAUAUGAGUCUGAAAAUACCCAUGAACAGCAUAGCAGCAAUCCCGAGUGUGGCCCUUCUAACCACAAUAAAAAUACUCAAAAUGGCAAUUAGAUUUGCCACAUGGCAACCUCCAUCACGUCCCUGAUCUCUAGAACCACUAGAGCGACUACUAUCAAAAGGAGUAGUAGAAGAGGUGGCAAGGACAACAAACUCAAGUAACAGAGAGGAAGCUGCUGA